UGGCUGGAACGGCUAUCCGUCGGGGGUCGCAGGCGGAGCCGGGCGCUCGAGUCUGCGCGUUUCUGGCUGGCCGCGCGCGGGAACCCGCAGAGGCUCUGGCUGGACCCGGCAGGUCCCCGGAGGGAGGGGUGCGGCGGAGGCGGCUCUUCCCGGCCCGCCUUGGGCAGGCGGCAGAGAACCGCGGAGCCUCGGCUGGCCGGGCCUGCGGUCACAGGGAGCUCCGCGUAGCCGCGUGAACGGAGCAGCCCACGCCGACCCUUGCGGUGAUUUCCCCCGCACCUGCCCGGCCAACUGAGGCCCCCGCUGACCCGGUCAUCUCCCGCACUGAGCAGGGCGGUCACUCCCGCGCAGCCCCCUCAGGUACAGGAGGCACCUGGGCCAAGGUCUCCCUUGGUGGGGCCAGUGAUGGCGUCCGUGGACUUCAAGACCUACGUGGACCAGGCGUGCCGCGCGGCUGAGGAGUUCGUGAACGUGUACUACAGCACCAUGGACAAGCGGCGGCGGCUGCUGUCCCGCCUGUACAUGGGCACGGCCACCCUGGUGUGGAACGGCAACGCCGUCUCCGGGCAAGAGUCCCUGAGUGAGUUUUUUGAGAUGCUGCCUUCCAGCGAGUUCCAGAUCAAUGUGGUAGACUGCCAGCCUGUCCACGAUGAAGCCACCCCGAGCCAGACCACGGUCCUUGUGGUGAUCUGUGGGACAGUGAAGUUUGAGGGCAACAAACAGCGGGACUUCAACCAGAACUUCAUCCUGACGGCACAGGCCUCGCCCAGCAACACAGUGUGGAAGAUCGCCAGCGACUGCUUCCGGUUCCAGGACUGGGCCUGCUAGCGGGGUGACAGGACACCCCCAGCCUGAACCCUGGGCUCACUAAAGCCUGAGGGGCCCCUGUCUGGGCAUACAGCUGUUUGUCACAGCUGCCUUUUUGAAGUAGUAAAAUAUUCUAUUUUUCUAUUUGCCCAGUAGAGACUCUGGUUCUGGAAAUUCUGAUGAAUAAAAGGUUCAUACAAA
This is a messenger RNA of Dama dama (fallow deer), 1008 nucleotides long. It is a transcript of the gene NXT1, whose product is annotated as nuclear transport factor 2 like export factor 1. NCBI's taxonomy places the organism in Eukaryota, Metazoa, Chordata, Mammalia, Artiodactyla, Cervidae. Gene Ontology annotation, biological process: protein import into nucleus. The record is from RefSeq and is a predicted model, not a curated record. Bases 406 to 828 code for a protein of 140 amino acids. The transcript has 2 exons. Gene Ontology annotation, cellular component: nuclear pore central transport channel.